GGAGAGCAGAAAAAAACGGCUCUCAGCAAGCACAAGAAGGAAGAGCAAUGGCGACACUGUAUCGCCAAAUACCAAGUCCGGAUACCUUCCUUUGCGAGCCUUGGUCUUCCUUCGUCAGUGCGGCUAAAUUACGUUUUGUUGACAACGCAGACUCGUCAUUGGAUAACAGCGAGAAAGAGCUUUACUGCCUUGGUGAAGCCGUGAACCUGAGCAGAGAAGAGAUGCUUGUCUACAGCCAGUUCCCAGCACUGGAGGAUUUUUCUCUUGUUGUCUGCCAUGUCUGCAGUAAGGUGGUCACUCCUCAGGGCAUUCUCGCACACUAUGAGAAGCAACACAGCUCCCCAGUCCCCUCCAGGAGUCCUUUGGUUCCAAUGAAGCCCAAAGCACCCCCAGUGGCCCCUGCUGUGGCUCCCAGCCCUGGGGACACGCUGGCAUUCAGGAUACCUAAAGAUUACCCCCACUCCCGCUUCAGCAAGGCACCACUUGCUGUGUACCCACCUAAGGGGGCGCGGAACAAGACAUGCGUGUCACUGCCAGUUGUAAGCUUAGAGAAGAUGCCCUGCCUCAGCCGAGCUGACUCAGCAUCGCACGUUCGCCUCACCUCUUCCUCUUCCUCCCCUUCUCCUCAUAAGCCUUCGUCCCUCACCACCCAGGCCUCCCAACGUUCGAGCGAAAAGCUCACAAAUGGUCGCGGCAGCAGCGGCCCAUCUACACCGCGAUCCACCACGCCUCCAUCCUCUCUAGAUAAGCGGCCCAGUCCAGCACGCUCCCCACUGGACAGAAAGGCGGCGUCGACACCGUCUCCCUCCCCACUGGAUCGGAAAUCCUCCCUGUCGCCCUCACCUUCUCACCGAGCUGUUGCUCUGCCAGCUUUGCCGUCAGUGUCGCAGUUGGAGAAGAAGCAACAGAAUGGGACUAAGACUCCCUCCAGGUGUCACAAAAGACUUUCAGGGAGAGUGUUUGAUCCUAACAAGCACUGCGGAGUGCAGGACCCCGAGACGAAACGACCCUGCACACGGUCUCUCACCUGCAAGACUCACUCCUUAACCCACCGCCGGGCCGUUCCCGGCCGAAGGAAACAUUUUGAUGUCCUCCUGGCUGAACACAAGGGACGAGCGAAAGAGAAGGAUGGAGUGAAAGAGAAGGAGAAAGACAAGGAUGGAGCACAGGGAGGAAAAGAAGGCUCCAGCCAGGGUAUCACAUCUAAAGAGACCACGUCUCCCAGCAAGUCUCACUGCCCCAAUGGACGAACCCUCUCCACGCUGAAGCUACGGCUGGCAAAUGCACACAUACCUAGGGUUCCAGGAGGCUCUUCCACUUCCACUUCAGGUCUUCUGCUCCCAGCAGCAUCUCCUGUCCAGGCUCCUAACCCAGAACCGGCUCUCCACAGCUGGGUGGCCGCUGCCGGAGAAAGCAGUCGACUUUCCAGUGAUGAGGGGGAUGCAGAGAAUCCAGAGGACGCUGACAGACCUGCCAUUCACUACUCCAAUCAUCACCCACAGCCUUUAGGGGUUUGCGUAUUCAGCAGCAGGCUGAUGGGACGAGGCCACUAUGUGUUUGACAGGCGAUGGGACAGGAUGAGGCUGGCACUCCAAAACAUGGUGGAGAAACACCUCAACGCCCAGAUGUGGAGGAAGGUGCCUCUGGCUGCUGAGAGCCUCCUCUCCCCCUCUGGUACAUCCUCCAUACCUUCACAUCAAGCUCCUUCUCCCACCUCUCGUCUGCUCAACUCCCUUUCCAACUCCCUCUCCUACACCGCCACGUUUCCUCAGUCUGCAUCCACAGCUGGGGUGUUCAACAUCAGAGACUCCCCGCAACCCCACGCCCAGGUGUUCACACAGGGCAAAGCCCGUAACAGCAUGCAUAAAGCGAGUCGUCCAUCCAAAGAUGUGGAGGACCCUGUAGCGGGAACUAAGAAGAGAAAAAACUCUUCCUACUCUUCCUCCUCAUUUUCCUCUUCUUCCUUGUUUCCGACUGUGGAUAAUCACAGAAGGAACGACAGCAGCUUUCAUUCAACAUUACAAGGCUCGGGAGGGACAACUGCCUCCCCGGCCAAGAAAAAGGGACUUGGUGUUGGGGAUAGUGGGCUGUGGGGCAGUUCAGAGGACUGGCUGUCCAGAGCUGAUGGGUCGCAAAGCCACAACUCACAGAACAGUCGUGAACUUGGCACCACCAGUAUACCCUACUCGCCUAACAGGGAACCAACCUCAGCCGCUCAUCAGUCUAUGGCUCCCCCCACGGGACCCUUAGCUUAUGGGGGAGGAGCAGAAGGAAGGAAGAGACGGAGUCCCAGCUCCUACAGAGGGAAGGGCAGCAAGCUGAGCAGACCAAGCGGGUUAGAGAGCCUCUUUGGGAACGGAAACGAUAGCGGGGGGAUACUAGCUUCAGGGCCUGAAUCCCCAAGACAGGCCAAGUUGCAUCACUGACAGAAACCUGUUUCAUGGACAGAAUGUUGGGCAGCUGUUCAGGCCACCACCGUUUGUGACCUUUGACCUCACCCACUCUUCCAGUUACAGCACCAAUCAGACUGCUUCAUCUCAGCGAUGUCACACCUAUUUUAUCCAAAAACAGCUCAGCUCAGCUCACCCGCUGUGACAGCGGCACUGAAGUCUUUGCCCACAGUUGGCUGGCAGUUGCUUCCACUCCCCAUCCCUCAGUACGGAUCAUUUUGAUGGAAAGCUGCUCUGCGUCACUGUGGUUGUGGUCUUUACAGAACAUGAUUUCAAAAACCUUUUCUUCUCCUGAUAAGGGAAUUUGCUUCAAGUUUUUAAGGCACUGUUGAUGAUACCACCACUGUUGACUUCUGCAGGGGGAGAACCAGAGUUUAAUACCAGUCAUCUGAGCGGAAAGACAACUGUGAUUGUUUUGGGGGGAGUUUGAUGGUUAAAGGACCUACUGACACAACUACUGUAGGACUCAGACUUCAGCUAUGCCACCUCAAUGGCUCCAUCACCCCUUUUUCUAUCUUUCUCUUUGAUUUGAGCUUUUCCUCUUGCUUUAAAAAGAGAUGAGCUGGGUUUUAUCCAGCAUUUACUGCUCGUUUAGCCUCUUUCUUUGUGUACCAAACAACUUUGUCCAUUUCUCUACUAACUGUCUCUUGCCCAUAUUCCCUGUUCAUCCCAGCAUGCCUGUGUUCAAAGUGCACUUAACUGCCCUCAGUUCCCUUUGCUUCCUUGUUCGCUGAUUCCAGAGCCAUCUCCAGCAGUGCCACACAAAAACCUGUUCAUACUAGGGAAGAAGAAAGCAUCUGUGUUACCAACAGCGCCACAUCAAUGCAUUGUAUUUCAAUAUAGGAAGAAGUCAGAUUUCAUUGAGUGUUUUUUUUUUUUUCUUUCUUUCUUCGUCCUGGUUUAAACAUUGCAAGAAAAUCCUGGACUUGCAUCCAAAAAUUGAAUAAUUAUUAUUAUUAUUAUUAGGGUGUUGGAUGGUGGGGUUUUUUUGUAUAAUAAUUUAUCAUUCUUAAUUUUUUUUAAAUCUGACCAUUGAGGUUUGAGAGACUUUUUCAGUAAAAAAAAAAAAAAAAAAUUAUGGCAUUUUGAAGAAAUGUUGAAAGUAUUAUUAUAGUUCAUAUUGUUGAAAAUGUGUACAUAUCUGUUCUUAUUUUUGUAUUUAUUCAUAAUUGUCCCCUUUUGCUAAAUAUGAGGUAGAAAGGGGGGGUAUUUUGCCCUCCCAUCUUAGUCGGUGUUUAAUAAUAAUGAUGAUGAUGAGAUCGGCCUGGUUUCUCAAAACCUUCACACUUCUGUUCAUUAGCAGUUAAUAAUCUCACAAACCAAUUUGAGCUAUGGCUGCUGUCUGUGUCCUUUCUAUUUAGUCUCAUUAACGGAUGACAAUAUGUGCUUUUUCAGUUAAAUGUCUAAUAUUAGCUUUAAAUAAUUAUGUAGUCUGACAGAAAUCUUAAUCUCUGAAACUGCAUAACCAUAUCUCACAUGUUGUUUCUUAGUUACAUGCUACAUAUUAUGUGUAUACACUGUAGAUGCAGUACUGUGCAAGUGUUUAAGGCUCUAAAAGUAAAGUGAAGUAGUCUGGUUCUGCUUAGUUCUCAUUUAGAACCUCUCUGGACCUGUCCUGUCUCGAGAUAACAGGCCAGGAGGUCACAAAUAUUUCUUCCUACUAUUGCUAAUGAGUUCUCUCCACCCUGCAUUAUACAUCCGUUGUUUGCUAAAUGACAAAGGUUGAUGGGGGUUUUUUUUGUGUGUUUGUGUGUGAAACCAGGCCAUUAUUUGUAUUUUCAUAUAAAGGGGUCCCACUUUCCUGUUUGCCUGUGGUUCCACCCUUUUUCAUACUUCUUCCAGUGUUCAAAAGUUUAGCUCUAUAUUUUUAAACUAUAUCUUCCAAGGCCUGUUGGCCUCAUCUCAGUGCGAUUAUGCUUGGUUGUUGUGUUAUGUCGUGUCAGAACUGGGUCAAAAUGUAUCCGCUUGCUUCACAGCUGCCCAGCUCAAGCUAGGUACCAUUUCUUCUCUGGUAGCUUGGUAGUCAUUCCUUUGAGCCUUUGGUGUCUUUUAUCAGGUGUACAAAAGCAGCGCUGUUUAAAAAGAAACACCUGAGUUUGAAGGGAAGUUAUAAUGCAAGGCACUAAUAAUGUGUAUUUGUUUUUUGUAGCACUGUGCUGCCACAAGUUAAUGUUCAGUGAUUCAGAAUUUAACUGAGGAUACCAAAAUGUUGAUCAGGAAAAUGUUAUGAUUCUAAAAUGUGAAGUGAUUUUUUUUUUUUUUUUUAUUGUUUCAAAGGGGAUCUCUUAUGCUCACUUCUAUUAAUAAUUCACAGUUCAAAACAAUCUUUAUUUACCUUAUACUGGGCCUUGGAAACUGGGAGUUUUAUCUUCUUCCUGAGCCAGUUUUCAUCUAUUUAGUGGCCCCUCCCAACCACAUGGGUAGAAAAAAACUGUCUAAAAUGGAGCAUUUAGAUCAGUGUAAGGCCCAGGUUUUUGGCUCACAAGGAUUACUUGUACAUACUGAACUUUGACAGCUAAUAAAGAAAAGCAUAACAGGUCCAUUUUGAAGUGCUGUAGGUGUCAUAAUGGGUCAGAAAACAAAUGGCAUAAACCUUUAAAAUGUCAGAAGUACCCCUCUUCACCCAUGUGCUGUUGCUGGCAGAACUAAUGUAACUGAAAGCAGUUCAGUUUACUGUACAGCAGUGUGAAUCUCUUAGAAAUGCACUCACCUGGUACUUGCCAACUGCUUCAGCAGAAACUAACUUCUGGGACUCAUUUGCUGUUUUGUUUAAGCACUAAUGAGGAAUUGUACAUAAUCAGUUGUAUUUGUGUUAAGUUUUUCCAAGUACUCAAAGUGCUUCCCAUGAUUGUCGAUCAGUGUGUGAGAUCAUCUAAGUUUAGAUCCGUUUAGUACAACCUGCAUGGUAGUCUUUGUUUUGCUGUAGAUACACAUGGUUUAAACUGGGUACUCGUUUGACUGUGUACAGUUAACUGGCUAACAUGCCUGUGAAUACAAGAUUACAAUUGUUUCACAAUUUUCUUUGCUGUGCUCACUUUUGAUAAGAGAUCAACCCAUACACUACUAAAGCGAUGGUUGAUUUUGGAUUACUGGCUACAAAUCCUGGUAUCAUUGGAGAGAUUUAGAUUUUUCUCACCCAGUACCUUCUCACAUGUAUCUACUGAUCAAAGAUCACGUGUUUGUUGGGAAAAGCAACCCACCCUGAGUUACUGUUUGAAGAAAUAGAAAUGGGAAGUUACAGUCUGUUGCAGCUAAAAUUAAGACUAGGCUUGUGGAUGCUGAUUUCAGAGCAGUUGUAUAUUGUCUUUGGUGUUAACAUUUUUUUUUUUUUUUUUUAAACCCUCCCUGUUUCUUUACUUCUUUUUUUGCACUUUGUCAUUUUGCCCAGAUCUUUAAUUACCUUCUAUUUAUAUAAAUAUUUUAGAUAUAAAGAUUUUUUUUUUUUAAAUAUUUGUCAUAGUGUUUCUGGCAACUACAUUAAAAGAAGAUGAAGAGUAUAUUGUUGGUCAGUUGGCCCCUAAACCAGCACACUGUUGUUAUUAUCCGAUCCAAACUGUGGUGAAUGUUGAAUGUCUGAAAAAUGCCUUGUUAAGAUUUGGGGGUUUUAUUCAGUCUUACUGCAGUUGGUUUAGAAAAUAGAUUUUCCACCAAUACAACUUAACACAUGCUGUAAAAAUGGUCUUAUAUCCAAGCUUUUAUUAAAUGAUUGAAAGUGG
This is a messenger RNA of Archocentrus centrarchus (flier cichlid), 6166 nucleotides long. RefSeq names its product ataxin 7-like 1 (gene atxn7l1). Lineage: Eukaryota; Metazoa; Chordata; Actinopteri; Cichliformes; Cichlidae. The transcript is spliced from 12 exons. The record is from RefSeq and is a predicted model, not a curated record. The coding region runs from base 48 to 2426 and encodes 792 amino acids.